Molecule: messenger RNA, 476 nt
Organism: Hibiscus syriacus
Lineage: Eukaryota; Viridiplantae; Streptophyta; Magnoliopsida; Malvales; Malvaceae
Exons: 3
Coding region: 54-476 (140 amino acids)
Biological process (GO): transcription initiation at RNA polymerase I promoter
Cellular component (GO): nucleus
Molecular function (GO): RNA polymerase I core binding; RNA polymerase I general transcription initiation factor activity
Source: RefSeq, a predicted model, not a curated record
UCCAUUUUUUGCAGGUCAUUUCGAAUGGGAAGUAUCUUGAUUUAUGUCUUCGCAUGCUUGUCAGCAAUUUCACCCCUCCGCCUCAUUUCUUGGAUAAACUAAAACUGCCACGCAGUCUUGAGAGGAAGGGCCAAGUUCUUUCUCGGGUACACUUGGCUUUCAAAAAGAUACUUGAUUAUGUCCCUCUUUCUCCCUUGAGAUUAUUGACCUUAGUUCUGCAAGGAAUGCCAACAAUUUAUCACAAGGACCGAGCGAUUGUGAUAUAUGUGGAGAACAUGUUAAAAUUAGAGAGUGGUGAAAUUGGAGAACUCGUUGGAAGCACAAUGCUUAUGGUUGUGGUGGACCGACUGAUAGAACUAGAUGUGGAGAUCGGAUGGGAUGCCAUUUUGCAAGAUGAUUUCAGCAAAGACAUAUUUGAGAUGGAGCUUGAAGAUAUGGAUGACAUUGAGGAAAAUGAUGAGCCUGAUGUUGGAUAG